GCAUCAGUUCAUGAUAACCAAGUCUGUGAGUUGUGUGAUAAGUAUCUCACCCUAGCCAUUGAUUACCUCCAAAAUGAGGACAACCAGAAUGCAUUUGUUGAAGCCCUCCACAUGACCUGCUCCCAGAUUCCUCCUUUGCAAAAACAGUGUCUUGCCAUGGUAGAUCGUUAUACCCAACGUUUCUUCACUCAAGUCUCCCUUCUCAAGCCCCACCAUAUCUGCAAAUCCCUUAACCUCUGUCAACCACCCCUUCAUUCCCAAGGAAACUGUGAUGCUUGCCACGAUACUGUCUCUCAACUCCUCCCCAAACUCAAGGAUCCUCAGACUAAGCUCAAGAUAAUUCGCUUGCUUCUCAAAGAAUGCAAGUCCCUCAACAAUUACCAGGACAAGUGCAAGAAGAUGGUGUUCGAGUACGGCCCACUGAUGCUUGCCGAUUUGGAGAAUUUUCUGGAAAAGAAAGACGUCUGUUCUAUCCUUGGCGUCUGUCCCACCCAUAGUUUCUACGUCCUUCCUGCCGCGCUGGCAGAUUCCUAGAUUUGACCACCCACCUUUCUUUCACCUUCAUUCCUUUGGUGGUAACAAUAACAUUCUGCUCUGUGAAAGGUUAUCA
Molecule: messenger RNA, 610 nt
Organism: Brassica oleracea var. oleracea
Lineage: Eukaryota; Viridiplantae; Streptophyta; Magnoliopsida; Brassicales; Brassicaceae
Product: prosaposin-like
Exons: 4
Biological process (GO): lipid metabolic process
Source: RefSeq, a predicted model, not a curated record